UCAGUGAAGCUUUUGUGACCCAGAAAUGUGGUUGGCUUCUUCGACGUCCAUGAUCUUGAUCGUGCUCAAAGGGUAUGAAAUUGAAAAAAGGCGAAAGGCAGGCUGUUUUGCCAAUCCAAGAAAGGUGAAUUACUUUCUUUCACGCACUCCCGCACGAAGUAGAUCUCCACUUCUGCCCCACGUCGCUCUACUCUCCCGACAUAAUGGUUUAUUCUCAUUGCUCUUGUUGUGCAUGCAUAUACGUACGGUAGAAGUUGUUAUCGAUCUCCCCUCUGGCUCUGGGAUUUUACAACUUUUCAAUAUAUGUACCGUAGAAGUUGUUAUCAAGAAGAAAACAGAUGGCGUAAGAACAGGCUUUUCUGCGUGUGUUCCCCGUGCAGAUUUGCACAGUAAUUAUGGAACAGGGUGCGGCCCCGACCCCCGUUGCGGUCGUAGAUGGUGAGUCGUCGAGCAGUGAUGACAAAGAUGCUCAGCCAACGACUCGCAUGAACGCGACGGAAGCACCUGGUCGUGCAGGAAAUAUGGCAGCUGCGAAAGGAAACAGUUCACAGGGACCUUCUGGCGCUGCCGCGGAGGCCGAUGAAGAGGACUCUAGCAGUGAGGAUGACCUGGACAUGACAGGUUAUAAAAAAGAACCUCCGCAGGAGAUGAAAUCUAAAGCCGCAGCGGCGGCGAAUAGUCUACCAUCGGCUCCUACCCUACAACCUGCUGUUUCGACCGUACAGCAACAAGUAGUUGGUCCUGAGAACAGUGCCACCGCGGCGGCCUCGAAGCCCGGAAAUAAAGAGCUCGCGCAGCCACCGAAAAAUGCCGCCUCCUCGAAGCCAGUGGCUGUAGCUGCAAAGCAGGGACAACAAAAACCCUCGCCCCCGGUAGUACUACAAGUGUCGUCAAAGAAGGCGGCCGCCACGCCACCGGUGUCGAAGCAAGCGCAGCCGUCUGCUGCUUCGCCAAAGCAACCACCGGCGCCGUCCGGGGUAGCUGUAACUCAGGGGACGAAGCUUCGAUCCUCAUCGACAACUGGCGCAAAGGCGCCACCAGCUGGGAAAAUGGCCGCGCCUGGGAAGCAAGCGCAACCUGCUGCGACAAAGCCGAAACAGCCGCAGCCCGGUGCUGCGAAACAGGCACAGCCAGUCGCUGCGAAGCAAACGCAAGCCUCGAUCGUUUCUGCAAAACAGGCACAACGACCGGCGCAAACUGGCGUUGGUAAAACGGCAGGAACUAGUACAAGACCACCAGUACCGACAGGAGAACCGCAGCCGCCCCAAGCAAAACAGGCACAACAGCCGCUUCUUCCCGCAAAGCAGCAAGCGCAGCCGCGUGCUGUUGUGAGCAGUGAGGCCGCACAGGCAUCGAGUGCGGCGCCUAGGCAGCUGGCGCAGGUUGUAGAAGGCGCACCCGCGGCCGUAGUUGUUCCCGAGAAUUCACAAUCACAACCAGUACAACAAGUUCCGCCAGAAGAACCAUCACAGCAGCAACAAGGUGCGAGGCAGGGUCAACUGGUGCAACAAUUGGACCACGACCAGGAUAAAAAGGAACAACAGGCCGCGGUGGCUAUCGCGUCACCCCCGGAAGAUCCGUCUGUACCUGUAGUAAAUGCGGUUAUACGACAAGAGCCACAAACACAAACUGCGAAACUAGCGGCAUUAUCGGAAUUGGAGCCAGGCGGAAUUGCUGUCCCCGAGCAGACGAGGAUAAGUGAGAACAAUGUUCAAGAAGAACAACAGGCUACAGCCUUGCCUGCUGGUGCGGGGCAACAAGAAUUGGCACUGAGCGCAUCACAGCUUCAAGCAGAUCAAGACAGUUCUUCCCCUGCAAGAGCCCUCGAUGAGGGUGCAGCAGGACCUAGCCCCGCUUCGGACCUGAAAAGUGAGGAACGAAAACGACAAGAAGCGAAAGGAGGUGUACUUCUCGUAGAGCCCACCUCGCAAACGAAUAAACAAGUUGUGUCACUUUCACAGGCUGGCGGAAUCGCUGUGAAGGUGGACGAAAUAGAAGAAGUAGAUGAGGACGACGCUGUGAGCAGUGACGAUGUUGAAGCACCACCGCUAGUUGGUGGCGGCUCUACUCCGCCGCCCCCGCAGUGCCCGCCUGCUCCCUACUCCGCCCCCUCGUCCCCGGGAGAAGUCGCAGCGCAACGGGAGGAAGAUUUAAGGCAAAAACAGUACGAGGCGUGUUCGGUACAGCCCCCAAAAGGCUUGCAAGACUGGAAACCAGAAAAGUUUUUCGUGGACGAAACGAGGUUUCUGGGUAUCGCGGUCGUGGCGAAGCGGAAACGCGACCGCGAGGUGGAAGCAGCGCUGUCGAAACCGGCACCAGGAACACCAGGUUUGUUACAGGAGCGGCCACUGUUGACCAAAAUGUUGGACCAGGCGGCGCAGCCGCUUCUGUCCGGGUUCCGCGAGCAGUGUUACGAGGCCCAGGGCAAGCAGGCGCACUUCCUUUCGGAUGCAGUGGAGCAGGUGCAGAGGGAGGCAAACGAACAAGCAAAAGCGCUCUGCGAGCGUUUUCCCAAGCUUGGGAAUUAUAGUACAGGAGGAGCAAGUGGUGCAAGGGAAGACGCGAGAAGUACUUCCUUAUUGACGAAGAAGAGGAUGCAAGUUUGGGGCGAGGUGAAGACGGCGAAAAUCAUGCACGCGCUGCUAUCCGGUCGAGAUGAUGUUGUAAACUCGCUGUUGAACAACAACGCGGGACCUACUACGCCAAAGGCUCGCAGUACUCCUGCUCGUCCACGCACUGAUUUCAUAAAGAACGCCGAAGACAGAUCUAGAGCUAGAGGACCUGGAAUUAGUACUACACCUUCCCCGCGACCUCCAGCCGCUGCUCGGAAAAGUUCGUCCACAACUACGGCCGCACGGGAGCGGUUUCAACCCCCAGCAGUUUACGACCCUCAGACUGUGCGUUGGCCUCAAGCGAGGAGCCGAAAUUCCACGUCGCCAACACUAUUUCCUCGCUCGCCAACAAGUCUUGGAAGGAGUGAAAGUCCUGUUUUGGACGCACCGACCGCGGGCUUCAGUUUUAGUAGGGGCGCGUCACCAGUACCAGCAGCUGCUUCUUCAAAAUCUGCCGCGGCGAGUAGAAGAGCGUCAAAAUCGUUUUCGCCAGCAGCGUCCGGUCGGCGAAUGUCAAGAAGCUCACAAAGCCCCAAGUCCGUGAAUUUUGUUGGUGUAGCCACGACCAAAUCAACAUCUGGUCUUACUUCCAGCGCCGUCAGGCAGUCGAGACGAUCGAGAAAGUCGAGAUAGCUUGAUGAUCUGUAAGCUUAGUCUUGUCGAUGUCGUCCGAUGUUGUAGACGGUGCAACAAAGUGUG
This is a messenger RNA of Amoebophrya sp. A120, 3311 nucleotides long. The record is from the annotation of a GenBank genome assembly. NCBI's taxonomy places the organism in Eukaryota, Dinophyceae, Syndiniales, Amoebophryaceae.